AUGGAGUAUUUUUUGAAACCUCAAGAAAAUAGCUUUCGAAGCUUGGUUGAGGGAAUUGAGCAUAAACAAGCCGAAAAUCUAGCAAUUCAAUCCAAGAGCUUUGACUAUGAGAUUCAGAAGCUUCGUGACAUUGCAAAGGAACGUCAUGAACUUUUUGUUGAACAAGUGACCAAAAUAAAGGAAUAUGUGGAUCUCAAAGUUGCUAAACUCAAAUCUGAGUUGUCAAAGGAAGUUCGGAAAAUAGAGCAAAACUAUACUUUAUUGCAUAGCAAAGUUGAUGUCAUUGCGACUGUUAUCUCUAAGUUGGUUGAGUUAAACACUAAGUAUACGAACAAGCUUGAAGUGAAGUCAUAA
Lactuca virosa is the source of this 354-nucleotide messenger RNA. The record is from the annotation of a GenBank genome assembly. Lineage: Eukaryota; Viridiplantae; Streptophyta; Magnoliopsida; Asterales; Asteraceae.